GAGCAGAGGCGGGGCCAACAAGCCUGUUUUAGAAGCCCUCCAGUCCUUAGCUCGUUUAGAACACAGGACUCCAAGCUUAUUGGAGGGCCAUCUUGCCUUACGGCUCCAAGCCGCUUUUUACGGCGUUUUUCAGCUCGCCAUUCACUUCGCUGUGAAGAUGGCGUCGGGCAGCGGGACAAAAAACUUGGACUUUCGCCGAAAGUGGGACAAAGAUGAAUACGAGAAACUCGCCGAGAAGAGGCUUACGGAAGAGAGAGAAAAGAAAGAUGGAAAACCAGUGCAGCCUGUCAAGCGAGAGCUUUUACGGCAUAGGGACUACAAGGUGGACUUGGAAUCCAAGCUUGGGAAGACAAUUGUCAUUACCAAGACAACCCCUCAAUCUGAGAUGGGAGGAUAUUACUGCAAUGUCUGUGACUGUGUGGUGAAGGACUCCAUCAACUUUCUGGAUCACAUUAAUGGAAAGAAACAUCAGAGAAACCUGGGCAUGUCUAUGCGUGUGGAACGUUCCACCCUGGAUCAGGUGAAGAAACGUUUUGAAGUCAACAAGAAGAAGAUGGAAGAGAAGCAGAAGGAUUAUGAUUUUGAGGAAAGGAUGAAGGAGCUCAGAGAAGAGGAGGAAAAGGCCAAAGCAUACAAGAAAGAGAAACAGAAGGAGAAGAAAAGGAGGGCUGAGGAGGACUUGACAUUUGAGGAGGACGAUGAGAUGGCAGCUGUGAUGGGCUUCUCUGGCUUUGGUUCCACCAAGAAGAGUUACUGAGGCUUUCUAUGCUUGGCCAACUUUGGCCUAUGCUGGACCUAACUUUGCGUGUGUGUGUGUGUGUAGUGGGGGGUCAUUUCUUAUUGGGUAAUGGGAAAGUUCUUAAGAGUGUCAAUGGGGAGGGAUAGAGGGUGGGGGCUCAUGGUUUCCCUCUACUUUGGGAGAGGGCACAGAUUGCAGAGGUAAUGCUGUGGCAUAUUGCUUCAGCCUCAGUAUAUCACUGGAGUCACAGGACCCCUGCCCACCUGAGUUCCCAAUAAAGAAAAACCUCCCCUUCUGAGGCUGCUUCCCCAAAACUCCCCCUGCAUCUUUAUCUCUCCAUCUAUCCAACCUCUUGUCUGAACAUCCCACCUUUAUCCUGUGUUCUGCCUUUGUUUUAAUUUUAACUCAUGUUCGUCCUGCAACAGAAGCAUUCUCUAGGUUCCAGUUUCCAGUUGAUUGCAUAUCCUUGACCAGCCCUUUUUCCCAUUCCGCCCUGUGGUUCUCUAGCCACCUGUGCAUGCAUGUGUAUUUCUGCCUGGUUCUGUGGUGUGUGGAUGUGUGUGCAUGAAUCUGUCAUAUAGAGGGGGUCUGAGCUGGAAUCCUAGAGCAUUGCUGCCCUGGGGCCUGAUGUUCUUGGCUUCCUCAGAGCAUGUAACAGGAAAUUAAAUGGGAUGAGUGUUUGGUGUGGUUUGUGUCUGAUGAGUUUUUUAACAUUCAGGUGUAGAUUGUUUCAGCUUCUCUUGUUUCAUUUUCUUGAAGGUAUAUGUUUUUGUCUUGAGCAGGCUUUUGGAAGAACCUGUUUGAUGCAAAAAAGAAAAUGAAAAACAAAACAAAACAAAAAAUCCCCAAAACCUUACUAUGGGAGCCCUUGGGUCUUAGAAGCUGUUCAACAUGUAUAAUAAAUGGCAUUGACUGGGCCUGUUUUACAUUUGGUGGGAACAUUCCAUAA
Molecule: messenger RNA, 1688 nt
Organism: Pongo pygmaeus (Bornean orangutan)
Lineage: Eukaryota; Metazoa; Chordata; Mammalia; Primates; Hominidae
Gene: ZMAT2
Product: zinc finger matrin-type 2
Exons: 6
Coding region: 158-757 (199 amino acids)
Biological process (GO): mRNA splicing, via spliceosome
Cellular component (GO): spliceosomal complex; U4/U6 x U5 tri-snRNP complex
Molecular function (GO): zinc ion binding; nucleic acid binding
Source: RefSeq, a predicted model, not a curated record